AGAGAAGGUGCACCUCUCGCAGCAGCAGGACGACUGCCACGGUAGUUGGGGACAUCUGAACAAGUCUUGGUCCCAGUCCACUGGGACCCUGCACAGGUAAAGAACUAAGGAGGAAGGAACCCAGUCCAGUUCGUUGAAGCAACAAAAGCUAUCAAGAGAGCGAGACAGAAAGAAGUUGUAUUUUUAACAGGGAAAGGAAAUCACAUAGAGAGCUGGAAAGAUCUCAUUUCCUCAGGGAACGGUCACUCCAGAAGGGUGAAGGAUGCUGCACAGGGCCAUCUUCCUCCUGUUCCUCCAUUUAGUCAUGUGCUCCAUCUCUUCUCCUCUCUAUCCAGCUCUCAGGUACAAUCCACUGCCCAUCUCUAGCAAGGCAGUGAGCAUUCAGCUACAGGACGGCAGUCCUGUGCAGAGCAACAAUCUCUCUGUGGAGGAGCAGCAGCAAGAGGAGGAGGGUUUUCUAGCCAACCCCGCUGAAAAGAGGAUGCAGCGCCAUGCUGAUGCCAUAUUCACUGACCACUACCGGAAGGUCCUGGGGCAGAUCUCUGCCCGGAAGAUCUUACAAACCAUUAUAGGCAAACGGCUGGGCGAACGCAGCCCAGGAGAAGGGGAGCAUGAAUUUUUGACCAGACGUCAGUCUGAGAGCAUCUUGAUGGACAGCCGCUACCACCAGCAGAUGGUAUUAAGGAAUUUCUUGGGAGCCAUAUUGCAGAAUCAAAGGCCUCAGGAUGUCAACAGUGAGCAUGUAGAGGACUUUACCAACACCCUGGCCAAGCUCAUGAAACUGUAAAUCUCUCUCCUUUCUCCCCACUGUGCUCUGGAGUCAUUCACAGAUCAUGGACCCGGCUGUAAACAACCCACAGCAGCAAAGAGAAGAUCCUGGACACGAACAGCUGUAAUUCAUGCAUAUCCUUCUUGGAACCUAGAGACAUUUCCUAAAGGAAUAAGAUUGU
This is a messenger RNA of Chelonia mydas (Green sea turtle), 950 nucleotides long. It is a transcript of the gene GHRH, whose product is annotated as growth hormone releasing hormone. NCBI's taxonomy places the organism in Eukaryota, Metazoa, Chordata, Testudines, Cheloniidae. The coding region runs from base 263 to 787 and encodes 174 amino acids. The record is from RefSeq and is a predicted model, not a curated record. Gene Ontology annotation, cellular component: perikaryon; terminal bouton; extracellular region. Gene Ontology annotation, biological process: growth hormone secretion; positive regulation of cell population proliferation; positive regulation of multicellular organism growth. The transcript has 7 exons. Gene Ontology annotation, molecular function: peptide hormone receptor binding; neuropeptide hormone activity; growth hormone-releasing hormone receptor binding.